Molecule: messenger RNA, 4279 nt
Organism: Pipistrellus kuhlii (Kuhl's pipistrelle)
Lineage: Eukaryota; Metazoa; Chordata; Mammalia; Chiroptera; Vespertilionidae
Gene: TTC7A
Product: tetratricopeptide repeat domain 7A
Exons: 21
Coding region: 330-2999 (889 amino acids)
Biological process (GO): phosphatidylinositol phosphate biosynthetic process; protein localization to plasma membrane
Cellular component (GO): plasma membrane
Molecular function (GO): protein binding
Source: RefSeq, a predicted model, not a curated record
CCGGGCCCGGGGCGGGGGCUGUGGCAGCAGCUGCAGCAGCGGCGGCAGCAGCAGCGGCAGAGGCUGUUGCUGCUGCGGCGGAGGCUGCUUCUGGACGCGGCGCCCGGGCCGCGCAGCCGGAGCCCCAGCCCGGAGGCGUCGGGCGGUGCCAUCAGUGCUGCUGCUGCUGCCCUCCCGCCGCCGCCUGGGCCCCCGCCACUGCCGGGGCCCCGGACGCCGCCGUCCGCGCCCUCGUCGACCCCGCCUGCGUGUGCUCCCCAGCCGGGACGCCGCCCCCGGCCGGGUCUCCACUUCUUGGCGGCGCCUCCCAUGACAGCGCCCGCGCGAAGAUGGCUGCGAAGGGCGCACACGGCUCCCACCUGAAGGUAGAGGGCGAGCUGGAGCGCUGCCGCGCCGAGGGCCUCUGGCACCGCGUGCCCCUGCUGGUCCGGCAGAUGAAGGCGCUGGUCGUGCACGGCGGCGUAGGCAACCGGAGAUCCCUCCCCAGCGCCUUGUUCACCUCCCAGGACACCGAUGACUUUGAAAAAUUGCUCCUGGCCGAGUCCCUCCUGGAGCAGUGUUUGAAAGAGAACAAUGCCAAGAUAAAAGACUUCAUCCCUUUGCUGGAGAAGAAUGAGCCAAAGAUGAAUGAAGCCAAAAACUACCUGAGUAGUAUCCUCAACCAUGGGAAGCUGUCGCCGAGGUACAUGUGUGAGGCCAUGCUGAUCCUGGGCAAGCUGCAUUAUGUGGAGGGCUCCUACCGGGACGCCAUCAGCAUGUACGCGCGGGCCGGGAUCGAUGACAUGUCCAUGGAGAACAAGCCCCUGUAUCAGAUGCGGCUGCUGGCGGAGGCCUUUGUCAUCAAAGAACUGGCUCGGUGCCUACUGCUCCCUGUCUCCUGCUCUGUACUCUUUCCAGCACGCCUCCAGCUUCUUGGUGGUCAGAGGUCCUGCAGGGGAGGCCUCUCCCUGGAACGCCUCCCCAACUCCAUCGCCUCGCGCCACCGCAUGACUGAGAGGGAGGAGGAAGUGAUCACCUGCUUCGAGAGGGCCUCCUGGAUCGCCCAGGUGUUCCUGCAGGAACUGGAGAAGGUCGCUAAUAACACCACGUCGAGGCACCUGAAAGGCUCUCACCCCGUGGACUACGAGCUCACCUACUUCCUGGAAGCUGCCCUGCAGAGCGCGUACGUGACGAACCUGAAGAAGGGGAACAUCGUGAAAGGCAUGAGAGAGCUCCGGGAGAUCCUACGGACCGUGGAGACCAAAGCAACUCAGAACUUCAAAGUGGUGGCGGCCAAGCACCUGGCCGGGGUCCUGCUGCACUCCCUGAGCGAGGAGUGCUACUGGAGCCCCCUGUCCCAGCCUCUGCCCGAGUUCAUGAAUAAAGAGGAGAAUUCCUUCAUCAUGCAAGCCCUGCGCAAGCCUCACCUCUACGAAGGAGACAACCUCUACUGCCCAAAGGACAACAUCGAGGAAGCCCUCCUGUUGCUCCUCAUCAGCGAGUCCAUGGCUACUCGGGAUGUGGUGCUGAGCCGGGCGCCGGAGCAGGAGGAGGACCGGACAGUGAGCCUGAGGAAUGCGGCGGCCAUCUACGACCUGCUGAGCAUCACGCUGGGCAGGAGGGGGCAGUACGUCAUGCUGUCGGAGUGCCUGGAGCGAGCCAUGAAGUUUGCAUGUGGAGAAUUCCACCUUUGGUACCAAGUGGCCCUCUCCAUGGUGGCGUGCGGGAAGUCAGCCUACGCCGUGUCGCUGCUACGGGAGUGUGUGAAGCUGCGGCCCUCGGACCCCACCGUGCCCCUGAUGGCCGCCAAGGUCUGCAUCGGGACGCUGCACUGGCUGGAGGAGGCGGAGCACUUUGCCAUGAUGGUGAUCGACCGCGGGGAGGAAGCUGGGGAGUUCCUCUCCAAGGCCUACCUGGCGCUGGGCCUCACCUACAGCCUGCAGGCCACCGACGCGACUCUGAAAUGCAGGCAGGAUGAGCUGCACCGGAAAGCACUGCAGACGCUGGAGAGAGCCCAGCAGCUGGCACCUGACGACCCCCAGGUCAUCCUCUAUGUCUCCCUGCAGCUGGCCCUCGUCCGACAGAUCUCCAGCGCCAUGGAGCAGCUGCAGGAGGCCCUGAAGUUGUGCAGGGACGAUGCCAACGCGCUCCACCUGCUGGCUCUCCUCUUCUCCGCCCAGAAGCAUUACCAGCUCGCGCUGGACGUCAUCAACAUGGCCAUCACGGAGUACCCCGAGAACUUCAACCUGCUGUUCACCAAGGUGAAGCUGGAGCAGGUACUGAAAGGCCCAGAGGAAGCCCUCGUGACCUGCAGACAAAUGCUGCGCCUCUGGCAGGCCCUGUACAACUUCUCCCAGCUGGGAGGCCUGGAGAAGGAUGGCAGCCUCGGCGAGGGCGUCAUGCUGAAGAAGCAGAGUGGCCUACACCUGACUCUGCCGGAUGCCCACGAUGCAGACUCCGGCUCUCGGCGGGCAUCGUCCAUCGCAGCCUCGCGGCUAGAGGAGGCCAUGUCGGAGCUGACUAUGCACAGCUCUGUUUUGAAACAGGGCCCCAUGCAGCUGUGGACCACGCUGGAGCAGAUCUGGCUCCAGGCUGCUGAGCUGUUCAUGGAGCAGCAGCACCUCAAGGAGGCCGGUUUCUGCAUCCAGGAGGCCGCGGGCCUCUUCCCCACCUCGCACUCGGUACUGUACAUGCGGGGCCGGCUGGCCGAGAUGAAGGGCAGCCUGGAGGAGGCCAAGCAGCUGUACAAGGAGGCCCUCACGGUGAACCCCGACGGCGUGCGCAUCAUGCACAGCCUGGGUCUGAUGCUGUGUCGGCUGGGCCACAAGUCCCUGGCCCAGAAGGUGCUGCGGGACGCCGUGGAAAGGCAGAGCACCUGUCACGAGGCAUGGCAGGGCCUGGGCGAAGUGCUGCAGGCCCAGGGCCAGAGCGAGGCCGCCAUCGACUGCUUCCUCACUGCCCUGGAGCUGGAGUCCAGCAGCCCCGUGCUGCCCUUCUCCAUCAUCCCCAGAGAGCUCUGACUCCCCCGCACAGCAGGGUGGGGGUGUGAGGGGGCAGGAAGCAGGGAGCUUGGGUUGGGGGAGAAAUAGGACCUCAGGGAAAUACAUCUCUAGGGAACACUUCUGCAAGCUGCAGCCCUAGUUCUCCUCGCCUCCCCCACCCCACCCUGCAUUCCCUCCGGGGCCAGUUGGGUCUGGGAGCUGCUCAUCAAGCUGGGUGGACCAGAUUUGCAUCAAAAGCAAAUUCCUUGCUCUUUGGGACUCAGGCAUGGUGGCAUUUAUGAGCAAGGAAGUAGCUGGGAGGCCACGUCAACAUGGGGGCCCCUCCUCAGAGUAUCUGUGCAGCAUCUAAGCGUGUAGUCAGGUCUGAGUGGCUUGGUUACCUCCCCAUCUGGAAACCCCUCUCCCAUUCCUGCCCCCCUCCCUCCACAUCCCUGACCCCUGAUUUCCGGCUUUGCACAAGCUUUAGUCUCGAACCUCAGCUCUCUGCUCUCCAGCACCAAAGACGAACCUUGCAAGCUGCCCUCCGGCUGGGCCAGGAGUUUUCCCGGGUUCCUUCCGUGGCGCCUCAGGAGAGUCACGGUAACUGGACUUGCUCCUUGAGAGCCUCAAAGCUGUCCUUCACCCCCCUGUGCCUCUGUGCCUUGGGGAGCCCGCAGCCCCGGUCCCAUGUUCCAGUCUCAGGACAGGGUUUUGGAUCACUCUCAGGUCAUGCCCAGAGCAGUCACAGCUUGACUCCACCGGCAAGUGGGGAGGAGGUGGACCGCUGGGUUCCUCUCCCAGGCUGAGUUAGUGGAUAAUGCCUGGCGUUGACCUUUGCCUGGUGAGGCCAGUUGGGAUCCACUGUGCACCCCUCUGCUGCCAAGUGACCUCGGGGCCUCUGGUGUCUGGCCAGGGGCACAGCACUGGCCUUAACUAACCCUCCAUUUCCAUCCAUCUCCAUCUUCCUGGACACCCCAGCUAAAGCAGGCUGCUUAGACCCUAGGCCAUAGCCCCAGGAUGGACCUCAGGACACACACGUGGCUGCUGGACCCAGCCCUUUCCAGUAGCUUACAUCAGCACAUCCCUUCAAGCCUUACCUUUCUGGGCAAUAGGUACAAUGCUCGUCCCUCUGGAGAUGCGAGUCUCUGGGACUGUCCCAGCUCAUCUCACCACCCAUGACCCAUUCCUCGAGCUCUCUUGGGCAACCCAAGCCCCACCCUGGCCAUUUGGUUGUCUCUGCCCGGCACCUCCAACUGGUUGAACAGGCCUCUGGAUACUAGACACCUUUGUCUGCAGGGGACCUGGGUGCUGGUGGUGGG